Bemisia tabaci is the source of this 3453-nucleotide messenger RNA. It is a transcript of the gene grsm, whose product is annotated as probable aminopeptidase NPEPL1 granny smith protein. Gene Ontology annotation, cellular component: cytoplasm. Gene Ontology annotation, biological process: proteolysis. NCBI's taxonomy places the organism in Eukaryota, Metazoa, Arthropoda, Insecta, Hemiptera, Aleyrodidae. The record is from RefSeq and is a predicted model, not a curated record. Gene Ontology annotation, molecular function: manganese ion binding; metalloaminopeptidase activity.
UCUUUCCAAUGGUCUUCUUGCAGUCGCAGUUCGCCUUCGCCCCGAGCCUUUCUUUCCGAAGGUUCAAUUAGCCGGAGAUCAAAUAUCUGUAACUCUCAUUGGAAUCAGUUGCCCAUCAAUAACUAGAGUAAGAUUGUUUUUUCCUAUUAUAUAUUCAACGACACCAGGUAUAUCACAUUUCCACUUUAACUAUAACAGGCUUAGCUGCUGUGGGUGAUUCUGGCGUAAAUAUGACAUCAUCAACAUCUCUAAGUUUUUCUGCUUCUCUCUCCAAAUCGGAUCCCCUCAACUCUCCGGUUCUGAUCAUCGGACAAGUGAAAAACCUCCAGAAAGUCAAAUUUCGGGACAUUAGUUGUAAAUUAGAGCCAAGGGUUACCGAAGAAGUUUAUUUGUCUGCCCUUGUCGCCUUACACCCAAGUCCAACAGACUCAAUUCCUCUGUAUUUAAAUUUAGCCACGAUUGCAGCACUUCCUUCAAAAUCAUCACGGCACAACUCUGCAUCAAGCCCUCACUCAAUCACCAAGAUUGUAAAGUCUGCUACUUUUGGUGUCAACGAGUACAUUGUUAUAGUAUGUGAAAAAAGUGAUGUUUUUGCCUCAGCAUGUGCUGUAGCGAGAGCAUUCCCUCUCUAUUCCCGGAAAACAUCAAAACCGUCAAGUGUUGAUUCAGCCACUCAGACUGUCCCAGCCACUGUCACCGUAGAAUUCAUUAUCGUGGGAGAAAGUGAAAAUGAAGGUGAUCUUAGCCUAACAUCUAGCGAUCUCCAGACUUUAGAAGCUGCAGCUAAAGGCAUCCGACUCACAGCUAAAAUUGUAGAUAUUCCUUGUAAUGAAAUGAAUGUCGAUGAUUUUCUGAUGGAAAUAAAAGCUAUCAAAAAUGAAUUAGGAAGUGUCUCUCUCACAAUAAUCCGUGGUGAGGAACUAAAGGAGCAAGGUUUUGGUGGGAUUUACGGAGUAGGUAAGGCCGCCUCCGUCCCACCUGCAUUAGCUGUAUUGUCACACACUCCUCCUCGUGCAACUGAGACUGUUGCAUGGGUUGGUAAAGGCAUCGUUUAUGAUACUGGUGGUCUGAGCAUUAAAGGAAAGACAACUAUGCCUGGAAUGAAACGAGAUUGUGCAGGAGCUGCUGCUGUUCUAGGUGCUUUUUACACAGUAGUCAAGUUAGGUUAUAGGCAGAAUUUGCAUGCUGUCUUUUGUUUAGCUGAAAAUUCAGUGGGGCCCAAAGCCACGCGACCUGAUGACAUCCAUACUUUAUACUCUGGCAGAACCGUUGAAAUCAAUAAUACUGAUGCUGAGGGCCGUUUGGUUUUAGCUGAUGGUGUUGUCUUUGCCUACCGUAAUCUUGAAGCCUCUAUUAUUUUGGAUAUAGCAACUUUAACUGGCGCUCAAGGAGUAGCAACCGGUAAAUAUCAUGGAGCUAUUCUGAGUAACAGCGCUGAAUGGGAGAAUCUAGCAUUCAAAGCAGGAUUGACUUCUGGGGAUUUACUAUUUCCAAUUCCGUACUGUCCAGAAUUACACUUCCCAGAGUAUGCCUCUGCAGUCGCUGACAUGAAGAACUCUGUCGCUGUUAGUGGUGAUCGCAGCAAUGCCCAGCCAUCUUGUGCAGGUCUGUUUAUUCAGUCUCAUUUAGGUUUUGACACUCCGUGCGCCUGGAUUCAUGUGGACAUGGCAGGUCCUGCAUACUGUGGUGAACGAGGAACUGGCUAUGGUGUAGCAUUGCUAGCAACUUUAUUUGGUCACAACACUUCGGAUAAAAUCCUUCAAUCAUUGAGUGAAACUCCUAAAAGUUGUUCAAAUAAUGAAGAUAGAUCGUGUAAAAGACCAAAACGGUUCUGAAUGAUUUGCUUUCAAGUAUGUUGCUGGCUCUAUUAACUACUGCCCUUUUUUGUAUUUUAUAUUUUUAUUAAGAUUUAAGGAAAAAAACAGCAUUGAUUCGAAGUUGCUGGUGCCGUACUUUUGUAAAAUAUGUUUGUCUCAGAAAAAUAUUAAGCGAUGAGAAUGACCAAUAAUUGUAGAGAACACAUUGAUGACUUAGAAUUGGAAAGUGCGUACUGGCAUUGAAACUUUUCAAAGUAUCUGUUCACUUCUCUUUCAAAUCAACAGCAAGUGGACUCACAUUAUCUCUUAAAAUUUUCAGCAAGUUUUCUUAUGACUAAGAAAAUUUGAAGGUAACCACAGUUGUCAGAUGUUAAUAAAAAGAUGAUUUUUCGAGUAUUAAAGGACAUUCAUACAAUAAUAAUGAGAUGAAAAAUAAUAAGAUAAGAGCUGAAAGAGCUUUGCAUUCAAUGAUCUGGAAAGUUCUCUCCCUUAAAAUUUUGAAUUUUUGUUAUGUUGUUAUUUAUUAAAGAAACUUCUCAGAGCCAUGCCAAUUUUCUCAUUCCCUGUUUAUCAUCUUUUACUUAUUGAUUAUCUUGAUUCUUAAGGGCAUGCACACACAAUUAAAACCCAAGAUUAUCAGACGAUUUUUUGUCAAGAAACUGUCCCUUCUUAACUUUUCCUAGAAAAAUAUAUUUUUAUUUUCAAAAAUUAAGAAUCUGUAUGCAUUUGGUUUGUUCAUGAAAAUGAACAAAAGUAUGACUUUAGAGCAGUGUAGAAAUGAAUUGUGUAUUAUUUAAUUUUAAACUACUUCGAUUUUUAUUUUCACAAAAAUUGAUGGAUUAAAUAUUGUUUGUCAUUAAAUCACAAGAAUGUUCGAAAUGAAAAUUAAAAGUGAACAAAACUUGUUGUGCUUCCAUGUAAAAUUAUCGUCUUUUUUGUGAAUUCACGAUUUCAAUUGGCUUUGAAGUGUGCUUGCAUGUUGAUUUUGUAAUCAGUAUCAAAAGUAACAUAGUGGUAGUGUUGUAACAUGGCUUGUGACUUAGAAAACUGAAAAUUUCUAUUCCCACUCUCUAACCACUGGAAAGGAAAGCAGAUUUUGCAACGCUGCUGUCUCUUCAGGGGAUUUUGCCUACGUGGCAGGUUAGUCUCCUACUCUGAAUCAUGAAACUUGUUGGUUUCAUUGUGUCAUUGCACAACAUCUAAUAUAGCCAGUCAUCUUUGAACAAAUAACUUCCAUGAUCUAUAUGAGUAUCAUGAAAAUGUCCGUUGAAUGAAAAUAGAGAAUUAAUUACAGCCAUCAGGUUGUGACUUAAAUUAACUGUACUCAAGGUCCUUUUGAUAAUUUUUUUGGCUUCCUUCAAGUUUAAUAUUACUAUUUUUGCAAUUACUUUGAGAAUUGCUGGUAAGCAGGAAGCAGGACAGUGUGGUUUAAAGUCUUUUUUUUACUUUGAAAUCAACAAGAUAAUUUUUAGUCACAAAUUAUGAAUUUUAAGUAUGAUUCUUGAAUAAUUCAUGACCGAUCAGUCCAAUUAAUAUUAGCCAAGGUGAUCAUACUUUGUUUUAUUUUACUGUUUUUUAAUUAGUAUUAUUAUUAUAAUAUUUUUGAAUUAAUAAAUUUAUUGCAAUGAAGAACUGA